This is a messenger RNA of Rhipicephalus microplus (southern cattle tick), 762 nucleotides long. RefSeq names its product cystatin-2. The record is from RefSeq and is a predicted model, not a curated record. Gene Ontology annotation, cellular component: cytoplasm; vesicle. NCBI's taxonomy places the organism in Eukaryota, Metazoa, Arthropoda, Arachnida, Ixodida, Ixodidae. Gene Ontology annotation, molecular function: cysteine-type endopeptidase inhibitor activity.
AAAAACUGGCGGGAGGCCGUCGGGUGCACAUCCGCCGCCACUCAAGAAGCUUGCGUAGUUCGCAGUAGGCGUAUCCGACGGCUUUCUCACCCUUCCCUGUUUACCUUCACGCCGUUCUCUUCGACGUUCAGGAAACUGCCCCGCCGGUACGGCUCGCACGUUGGUCGACCAAGACGCAAGCAAGUAGCCGUGUAUUUGCACUCUCAAGUAUUCUCGGAAACCAUGUCUUCCUUGAGUGUGACAGCGAGUGGAAUAGCAGUGGCCCUGGUCGCUGCUUUUGCUUGCUCCGCAGCCAAUCCUGUGGGGCUCGUGGGUGGGUGGCAGAAGCAUAACUUUGCCGAUGAAGCCAUAUUCGAGGAGCUGGCCCAUUACGCCGUCUCACAACAAGUCGACGGCCGAGAAUUCUUCGAUACCGUGCUCGAGCUCGUGGACGUUGAAACGCAGGUCGUCGCCGGCAGAAACUACCGGCUCAAGUUCAAGACAGCUGAGUCCACUUGCCGAGUGACCGAGUCCUACAAACGUGAGGCCUGCCUUCCAAAGUCCCGAGAGACGGUGAAGGAUGUUUGCACAGCCGUCAUCUACGACGUACCUUGGCUCAAGCAGCGUUCCGUGACGUCAUUCACCUGCGAGGGCACCGCCACUUCAAAUUAAGGUUGUCUGCUGAGGAGGCUGGCUGUUAGAGCACCAGAAAAUCUUGUUUGGCUUGCUUUUUCGCAUCCUAAUCACAGGCUAAAUAAAGCUGAAAUAAUUUUUGAGCUUUAA